AUGAAAUCUCCACCUCAUUUGGUUGAUGAACCUGUUAUUCCUCCACAAGAAUUAUCAGCUGCUCAGAUUGCUAAAGAUGCUGAAAAGACUGCUGAGAAUAUAGAAGCUAAAGCUGGUGGAGAAACAUUGAAAGAGACAUUCAUUGAAGGAGAGGUGCAGACUGAUUCAAGUGAAACUGAAAGAGAGAUUGAAGUUACACAAAUAGCACCUACUUCAUAUGUCAGUGGAAAGUUCAAGUUGAAGAAAACUCCAAAGAAAAAGAAAGUGUCAGACGAAGAAGAUGCAACAAAUAGCACCUACUUCGCCAAGUUGAAAAAGUUUGAGAUUGAUGACGAUGAUGAAGAAUUAAAUGAGUGGUUUGGUGAUGAUGACGAUGAAGAUCACCAAGAUGAUAAAGAUGAAAAUGAUGAUAAAGGUGACAAAGAUGAUAAAGAUGAUAAAGGAAAUGAUGAUGAAGAUGGUGCUGGUGGUGCUUCGAAUGUGAAAUCAACAGGUACUAGACAAGUUGAAGAUUUUCUAAAUGAUGAGCAGAAUAUGGAAAGGGAUGAAGCUCAACAUCAGGGGGAGUCUUCUUCUGGAACUAAGCAUUCUGAUCUUCAUCAGGUAAUACUCGAUAGCAUCGAGAUUCGAAAGAAUUCAGAGAGGAGUGCAAAGAUCACAUUCGAAAUGUCGAGCCAGAAUAGUGGAACCUCUUCAGCACAUUCAAGGAACAGUUGUAGGGAACGAAGGCCUUCAAUCGAAGCAACUCUUGUGCACUAUGUGAUGGCACUACGGGAAGCUCUCGAUGAAAUGACACCCAUAGAAGAAGUCCUAAUCGAUCGUAUUAAUUAUCUCACGGUGGGGCUAGAAAACAGUUUCCAAGAAAUCAAUCUCUUGCACCAAAGGUUGAACAUUCUUGUAACACCUCCCAUGGAAGCAAUCAUCCCCCAAGGAGAUUGGAACUUAGCUCAAGGAGUCAUUAACCCCACCGGGUGGGAUGGCAUCCCCACGGAACCUCCUCUUGACAACUUAUAA
Molecule: messenger RNA, 1014 nt
Organism: Helianthus annuus (common sunflower)
Lineage: Eukaryota; Viridiplantae; Streptophyta; Magnoliopsida; Asterales; Asteraceae
Product: transcription initiation factor TFIID subunit 11-like
Exons: 5
Coding region: 1-1014 (337 amino acids)
Source: RefSeq, a predicted model, not a curated record